Molecule: messenger RNA, 1071 nt
Organism: Galdieria sulphuraria
Lineage: Eukaryota; Rhodophyta; Bangiophyceae; Galdieriales; Galdieriaceae
Exons: 2
Coding region: 5-373 (122 amino acids)
Source: RefSeq, a predicted model, not a curated record
GUACAUGGAAUAUCCGUUAUUCAUUCAAUCGUCGCCACGCAGGAUAAACAAUUCUGUCUAUCAGUAUCGAACUGAAGAGCUCGUGCACGUAUUAAUUCUUAGAAAAACAAGCUGUUUGUUUUUCCUACAAGGUGUCUCUAAGAGAAUUUCUGACUCUCCAACACGCCGUGUUCAUAUUGCAGGAACAUCCGGGCUGCUUCUUUCGUUAAAGUUGUUUAGUGGUUGUUCUCGCGUUCAUCUAUUUCUUGCUCUUGUAACAACGGUAACUGAAAUCCUUUUACUGNGUAAGUUCCGUGACUUGAUUUUCAUAAAUUAUUUAUGCAACUUUCUGUAUCAAAGAAAGUGCAUUGAAGUUUUUUUUUUAACUGUUUGAAAAUUUUAAAGAAUUUUCUUGUUCUGAAGAACUUGUCUUUCUAAUAUUAGAUUUGUUAUACCUGUUCCGCAGUUUCCGCUUGAGAAAUCAAAAUUUUCCUAAACGUUAGAAGAGGAAACAGGCAAUUCCCAUGCAUUAAAAUAAAGAAUGUGAGUCAUAAAUGAACAUGUAAGUAGAAUUUUAUUUUACAGAGAAACACAAUAGGAUACGAAGUCGAGAAACCUCGGACUAAACGAAAAAUUUGCAAAAAAGAUAUCUAAAACGAAGUGGAUUGUUCAUGUUUCAAAGCCUUGAAAAACUCAUGCCAUGUAUGUUAUUCUCAUUAUAUAGUGUUUGAAAGAAUCAGUUUCAUCCAUGAAAAAUGCUGAAUGCCUUUGACUUUUAGAAUUUUAAAGAAAGGUUUCGACAAGCGACUGAUUUCACAAAAUUUGCACGUUUGAACAAAGCCGUUCGCCAUCUCAUUUAUUCUGAAAAUUUGCGAACUUGUGUAUAGUGGUGAAAUAAACAAAAUGUUCUUUUUUUGCACACACACACAUAUAUAUAUAUAUAUAUAUAUAUUGUUGGAUAUUAGAGAAAAUACCUUGGGAAAAAAUCACUCAAAGAAUUGAUUAUUUCAUUAUUCCCCUGUAGUAUUUGCUGGUCGAUUAGCUCAAGUGGUUAGAGCGCCGUGCUAAUAACGCGGAGGUUCUGAGUUCAAG